Messenger RNA from Lasiodiplodia theobromae, 861 nucleotides. RefSeq names its product Short-chain dehydrogenase/reductase SDR. The transcript is spliced from 2 exons. Gene Ontology annotation, cellular component: intracellular anatomical structure. NCBI's taxonomy places the organism in Eukaryota, Fungi, Ascomycota, Dothideomycetes, Botryosphaeriales, Botryosphaeriaceae. Gene Ontology annotation, molecular function: oxidoreductase activity, acting on NAD(P)H, oxygen as acceptor. Bases 1 to 861 code for a protein of 286 amino acids. The record is from RefSeq and is a predicted model, not a curated record.
AUGUCACCCACCUCCGUCUUCGCAGCCAACAACACGGCCCUCAUCACCGGCGGUGCGAGCGGGAUUGGCCUCGCCGUUGCCCAGCUCUGCCUCAAGCACAGCAUGCGCGUCGCCAUCGCCGACUGGAACACCGACACGCUCGCAAAGGCGGAAGAGAUCCUGGGACGCGGCAAGGUCGACACGUACCAGACGGACGUCUCGAAGCCGGAGGCGUGGGCCAAGCUAAAGAGCAGCGUGCUCGAGAAGUUCGGCGGGAAUGUGGAUUUCUUGAUGUUGAACGCUGGCGUGGGGAUGAAGGGGACUUGGGGCGAUGCAGAGUACUUCGAGAAGACCCUCGCAACCAACCUCUUCGGCGUCAUCAACGGCCUCAACGCCUUCGUCCCCGCCUUCCGCUCGGCCGCCGCCGCCACCAACAAGCCCUCCGCCAUCGUCAUCACCGGCAGCAAGCAGGGCAUCACCAACCCGCCGGGCAACGCCGCGUACAACGCAUCAAAGGCCGCCGUCAAGUCGCUCGCCGAGCACCUCGCCUACGACCUGCGCACCGAGGCGCCCUCCACAUCCGUCCACCUGCUCGUUCCCGGUUGGACCUUCACCGGCCUCAGCGGCGGCGGGCCCGGCAGCGCCAAGGAGAAGCCCGCCGGCGCGUGGUCGUCGGACCAGGUCGCCGACUACAUGUACGAGAAGAUGGGGGAGAAUAAGUUUUAUAUUAUUUGUCCGGAUAACGAUGUUAGUGAGGAGACGGAUAAGAAGAGGAUGCUGUGGAGUGUGGGGGAUGUGGUGAAUGGUAGGCCGCCGCUGACGAGGUGGAGGGAGGAGUGGAAGGGGGAGGCGGAGAAGUGGAUGAGUGAGCAGAAGGUCUAA